This is a messenger RNA of Equus caballus (horse), 8888 nucleotides long. The record is from RefSeq and is a predicted model, not a curated record. NCBI's taxonomy places the organism in Eukaryota, Metazoa, Chordata, Mammalia, Perissodactyla, Equidae.
GAAAACGUCAGAGAGACACCUGGAAAUCAACGUCAUUGCUCGGUCUGUGAGCAGAGGGCUUCCUGGAUGGAUUUGCCAUUAAUGACUGAUGGCAGGAGACAUGUGGGGAGUUGGGGUGAGCAGUCAGUUCUGGGCAAGAAGAGCAGCGUGUGGGCCCUUUUCUGAUCAAGAAGGAAGGUGACUGGCUGCUCAAGGCAGUGCUGUCUUCAAGCUGUGUGGAGUAAGUGCCUUCUUCGUCAGAGGGGCUAUUUCAUGUUUAAAGCCGUGGAGGAGAUUAUCGUUAACACACCUGGAAGCAGUUUUGGAACUUCACCAUGAGAGAAUGUUUGGGGAACUCUGCAGGCAUCUUCUGGUUGAAAUAAAUAUUCAUGUGUGUCCAGCAAAUGCCCAAUGUCUAUCAUAUUUAACCCUAUACGGCAGAGACAGUAAAUGUCCUGAGUCCUCACAUUUUCUUGGGUAAUAGGUAAAUGCAAAAGGAAUUGGCCUGUGGCAUUGAAGGAGAACCUAAAGCACAAACCACCGAGGGCCUUGCUGAAUGCAACUGUGACCGAUGUCUGUGGAAUGCCGGUGACAGGGCUGAUCGCCAUAGAACUAGUCAAGCUGACCAUUCUAGGCAUUGAUCUUCAAGAGCUUUGAGGCCCACACUGAGGAGCUCUGGGCUUCCAGUAGGAUUGCCGCCCCCUCUGGGCAUCCAUGGAGUCAUGAUAUGAACACACCUAAGAGUGCUAGAUGCUUCUGAGCUCCCCCAUCACCUCACAGCUUUGGAAAGACUCGAAGAAGGAAGGUGCCGGAGUGGAGGACUCUGAGAACAAUCUCCUUCCCCUUGGCCUUGACUUUUCUGUUCACCAUCCACAAUGGAGACACUCUCCCAAGAUUCGUUGCUGGAAUGUCAGAUCUGUUUCAAUUAUUACAGCCCCCGGCGAAGGCCCAAGUUGCUGGAUUGCAAACACACCUGCUGCUCGGUGUGCCUCCAGCAGAUGAGGACGAGCCAGAAGGAUGUGAGGUGCCCCUGGUGCCGGGGCAUCACCAAGCUGCCCCCGGGCUUCUCCGUGUCGCAGCUCCCCGAUGACCCCGAGGUCCUUGCUGUCAUUGCCAUCCCGCAUGCCUCCGAGCACACCCCAGUCUUCAUCAAACUUCCCAGCAAUGGGUGCUACAUGCUGCCCCUGCCCAUCUCCAAGGAGCGAGCGCUGUUGCCCGGAGACAUGGGCUGCCGCCUGCUGCCUGGGAGCCAGCAGAAGUCUGUCACCGUGGUGACCAUCCCUGCCGAACAGCAGCCUCUGCAAGGCGGGGCUCCCCAGGAGGCAGCGGAGGAGGAGCAAGACAGGCGGGGUGUGGUGAAAAGCUCCACCUGGUCUGGGGUGUGCACUGUGAUCUUGGUGGCCUGCGUCCUGGUCUUCCUUCUCGGCAUCGUGCUCCACAACAUGUCCUGCAUUUCUAAGCGCUUCACUGUGAUAUCCUGUGGCUGAAGAGGGCUGCAGGGAGUCUCUUGUGGGUGCCAACUAGGGGUUGAGCAGAUGUUGGUGAUGGGAUCAUGAUGAGAAGAUGGGGAGCGAUGCUGAUCAUUUGGUGCCGAGCACUGGCCUCUGGGCUGCCAUUUGAUUAUCCGAAGACUGACAUGAAGGGCAGAGUGUGAGGUCUCAACAAGACGCCACCCAGAUCGCUCUGAGUAUUGAUGGCGACGGCUUUGAAGACGAUUGCAUGCAUCCUCAUAAUCAUUUAUUAAAUGGAUUGUAAUUUAUGAUUUUUCAAAAUCAUGUUACAAGAUAGACAUACUCUACUUAGAUGUUAAACUGUGCCAGUGCAUACAAUGUGAUCUUCUCUAAAUGUGGUAGAUUCAAACAAAGAUGCUAUGUGUACAAGUAGAAUUAAACCUGAGAAUCCAAGUAAAAAUUCAGCGGUGACAUGCAGUGCUGGUUUCUUUCCUUUUUUUAAAACAAAACCUAGUCUUCAUUUAGUUGCUAAGGCUUUUUAUACUUUUUGAAUGGCACCCAAAUUAAAGUAAGUUAAGCAGGCAGUCGUUUUUUGAAGAAAAUAUUUGAACAAGUGUUUCCAGUGUGUUGUGUUUUGUCAGGUAUCUUCAUUUUUCUUCCCCUUGUAAUUAGAGCUUGCUACGUGUUUAUUAAACUGAACGCCCAACAGGGGAGCAAUAAACUGAGUAAUAAUGAGAAAUGCCUAACCCCACAGGAAACCUGUAGGCCAAUUUUUCUCAAGCCAUCUCACAAAAUAAGAAUUUUAGAUGUAAAUAUUGUGUAUUUGUGUGUAUAUGUGUGUGUGUGUGUAAUUGAUUUACCUCAGGUUUUGAAUCUUUUCAGAAGAAUCCCAGGGGUAAGACUUUGUGGGUGCAAAUGAGUCCAGGGUCCAAAAUGGUGGCUGCCUCAUGGGCACCAAGACACUCCCAGUGAGGUGUCACAUAUAUGUCACUUCCGACACUUGCUCCUCUUCUGUGCAUUCAAGUCCUGUAUUCUAUGAGGCACAAUUAGAGACUAACAGAAGAAUCUAUCUUGUCUCCCAGGUUUGGGGUAUUAUAAUAGCCUUGAGUGUUGUUAAUGGAUGACAAACCUGGACUGGCAUUUUAAUAGACAGUCCGUGAUUAUGUUUUGAAAGAUAUUUUUCCAUGAAAGUUAAACCGUUUAGAAUUCCAGUUUCCUUUUGUUGGUAUGAGUGAGAAAAUCUCUUGUAUUUCAAAAUAUGUUUUUAUUGAGAAAAGUGGUGAGAUAAACUAACAAGUUACAUUCCCAAUUUAAGUGGACCAGUUCAUCAUCAAUUCUCAGAUAUCCUUAAAUGUGUAAUGGUCUAUAGAUGCUCGUGAAGCAAGAUCUGCUGGUCUCAGAUGGUAAAUUCCUCUGCUGGGAUGUGUGUGCAUUCUGAGAUAGCUGUGAGCUUUACAGUUCUCUUCUAAUUUCUUUUAUGGAGUUCGUGAAGCAAGCGAUAUGUGACAAGGACUCCUCUCAUAAAUAUAUCUGUUUAUGUUCCAUUGAAUCCUUGAAAAUAGGGGGAGGGAAAGAUGAGCACUGACGCUUCCAAAAAGCAAGGCUAGACAUAACCUGUAACACUGAGACAAUUUAAUUUACUUAUAUGCUGUUACCUUCAAGCAGCACACAAUAUGCACAUUAAGUGAUGGAAUAAAUGGGAGAUAAAAUGACAAUAGAAUACCUAGAAUCCAAGGCUAACACUGUUCUUUGGUGUGAGGAUUUGAUAUAAAAAUAUGAACUCAGAUUUUUCAGAUCUUUCAAAUUUGUCGUAAGACCUUUAGGAAAUGUCUUUGAAAGCUCAAAGUAGAAAUUAGGUUAAAAUGCCAUUUUAUUGUGUAAGCUAUUGGGCAUUAUACAACGAAUAAUCUAGGAUUUAUUUGGUAUUAAUAAUUUAGGUAUCAUAUUAGCUGAAUACUAUCCUCUAUUAUGUAACAUAAUAUAUUGUUGGGUUAGUGUCAAUUUCUCAGACUCUCCAGGCUGCCGUAAUGCAUGUCUGACCUAAUUUCUAUUCCUCUUGGGGAAAAAAAACCCCACAGAAAUGUUGCAUUAAGAAUGCUGCAUUUCAAAUGGACUUUACCCUUGUAAUUUUAAGCCAUGCCACAUUCCAAUUAGUUUUGUGGAUGAUAUCUACAUACAUUUAUGUACAGUAUGAAAUGACUGGCUCUGUAGUGUAGUGUGUGAUAGAGUUCUACAUGUUAAGUAGGUUACAUAUAGACACUAAUGUGUGUGAGGAUACAGCACCUGUAUUUUUUAGUGGGAAACCAUGGGGUAAAAAUGCCCAUGUAACUUUUACUUCAGAAUAACCCCAUGCUAGAGCCAUGAUUAAGCAGUGCAAAAUUAAUCAUCUCUCUGAUAGAUUCUUGACUUUACAAUUUAAAAAAACAAUAACGACCCAAGUCAGAAUUUUUUGUGUGAAUCUUACUGACAUAAGAAACAUUGUUUGAAUGGAUUCUGCCUGCAGUUAUUAGUCUAUUUGCUUGUUAGGGUGUGCAUUCACGCACGUGUGUGUGUGUAUGUGUGUGAUGUCUCAGCCUGCCAGAUAGAAUUUUUAUAGAUUUAAUGAUGUUUUAAUGUUAUUUGUCAUCCCCUUGCUCUGGUCUUUUCUGGCAUUUACCCAUGACACUAACAACUCCUCUACUCCAUGUGACUAAAGUCCAGUAACACAAUCAGCCAGAAUUCACAGUUGCACGUCCGUGAAAAAAAAUCACAACUGAAAGCACAGAAAGUUAGAGCUGGAAGCAACCUCUGGUGGCUUCAUUUUAUGGAUGAGUCCACUGAGGGCCACAGAGGUGUGUGGGAGCUAGUGAUUUUGGAGCCAAAGGGAGACAGCAACGUUUACACUGCAGGCUCCUCUCGCUCCUUCGUAGGCCUGUCAACAUCUCUGUUGGCCUCUGAUCCUUUUCAGGGUGGGUGAUACCCUUUACUAACUCAACUAUUGCUUUAAGUUUUUUUGUUGUUGUUGUAAAUUUAUGUAUUCGUUUCAGUUAGCAUCUACCUCUAUGGGAAAUGAAAGGAGGGUUGAUUUAAGGAAGAGCAUAGACAUUCAAAGAAAACCAUGUGAUUUGAAUUUUUUAAAUUGCAAACUGUUGGUUUCCCCCUCCUCCUCUUAUAUGUAAAGGACAGUGAGUGUUGUGUAAAUAGUAAACUAUAAGAAGCAUGAAUUUUCGUCUUUAUUAAUGAUCUGGACAUAAGAGAAUGCUUAAUAUGUUAAGUAGAGCCAAGUAUGCUAUAAAAAGCAUUGUCUUUGGAAAAUUUUUGUAUAAUGACCUGGGGCAUAAGUUGUGAUGAAAGGCAGAUAGCUUCUCAGUUCCAGUCAUACUUUAUGAUCAGAAAGCUAUAAGGCAUUUUCCUUAAGAGUAUAAUUAAGUUUAAUCUUGCACAUGACUUAAGAGCAGGUCCCCUGGAGGUUGAACCUUGUGCUAGUGCAGCCCUUGGGAUUGGUGCUUCUGGAUUGGUGCUGUUCAACAGAACCUUCUCUGAUGAUGAAAUGUUCUAUGACCUAUGCUGUCCAAUACAAUAGCCGCUAGCCACAUUGGCUAUUGGGCAAUUGAAGUGGGGUUAAUAUGACUGAGAAACUGGAUUUUGUAUUUUAUUUAAGUUAUUUAAGUUUAGUCACUCACAUCUGGCUAGUGGCUAUCAUAUUGAACACUGUGGUUCUGGAUGAUUGUGCAUUGGGAUCUAGCAUCCAAGUGUUAAUGGAGUAACAGAGUAAGGCUAAGAAGACAGUUUGUGGUUUAGUAACAUGGAACUGGCUAAAAAGAAAAUUCCUUUCUAGGCUUAAAAAGUAUAUGAUCUCAAGUAUGACAGUAAAAAUUCACUGAUUGCCCUUUGAGUUUAUUACUUAGAUAAUUUGGGCCAAGGAAGGAUCAGUGAAGCUUCAAGAGUGCUUUAUGAAGCCCCUUUUCUGGGAUCAUUAGCUGCAUGUGAAUCUCUUGUCCAAAAAUAGUAGUUGACAGUAGCUGUAAAACAUUUGACUUGCAAGCUAUGCAUGACCUGUACUGUGAAAUUGUGUUUAGGGUCUUGUGGCCCGAAAGUAAAUGUUACAGAAAAAAAAAAAAAAGCCUAAUGAAAUCUGUCUUCACUUUCAACAUCUUACCCAGAUGUCAUUGCUGCAUUAGUGAGGUGUGCAAUAUAAGGGCAAGCACAUUUUGCAGUGUUCAUAGAAAGUGUUUUGGUUUGCCCUGAAGUCUGCCAGCUUGUUGUAUUUGGUGUGGGUAUAUGUGGGCAUCAUUUUUCAGAUGCCAGGCUAAAACAUUGGUACUAUUUUUAGAGUGAGAUUUGACAUUGUUUUAGUCUUGUUUGGGUUUUUAUUUUAGUUAUCACUGAAAAAAUUGGAGAUUUGAAGCCUUGCACAAAGGCACUUUUUUUUUUUUUAGCAUUAAAAAACAUUGCCCAUGGAAUUUGCAGACUUGGGGGUUAUCAAAGUUACUAAAAUUGCUUUCUAAGUGAGGGAAAGGAAGCAGAAAACUCAGUUUGAGAUGUAUUUUCAUAGAAAGAUGAGACUCCUCUUGAUAGCCCAGUAUUUAUUCUAGUCUAGAUUUUGAUUUGAAGAGUUCCUGUUGUUUUAUUUGAAAACCUAUACUGUGUCAAAAUUGGUUAGUCUGCUUUUUAUUGUUUCUGAAUGUAAUGUAAACCAAAUACAUGUGCUUCACUUUAGCAGAGUUAGGUUGAUUUUUUUUCUAGAACUCAUCAAUGGGCAUAACUGUUCUUUCUAGCUUGUCUUUAAAAAUUAUUUAAAUGUUUUUGCUGAAAUGGUCAUUUUUCUUUAAACUUAAGAGGAAGUUAGAGAUCCAGAGGUUACUGCUAUGAGAGAAGUGAUAGGCAAAAGGCUUGAAUUUCUAGCUUCUCUUAGAAAAAUGCUGCCAACCAGUCAGCAUUUUGUUUCCAUAUAAGAAGUGUCGUCAGUCAGUUGCUCUGUCAUCCUUGACCUAGAAGGAGAGGCUGUUCCUUGUCAUUUCCAUCAUUCUCAGUAAAAUGUCACCCACAAGGUAAUCCUUACCAAAACAGAGACUCCAAAGAAGAAAGAGAUAGUCAAGAUAAUUCAGUAACUUUUGAAAGUAAUAAUCUAUUUCAAAAGCAAUGAUGAUCAGUUGCUAAAUUUUGUUUGACAUGAAAUACUUCUAAAAAAUAAGUGGAAAUUCAAGCCAUUGAUUUUUCUGACACAAUUGAUUCACUAUAUAUAGGUAUAUAUCUAUACCUAUCUAUAUAGAUAUAUAUCUGUAUAGGUAUAGAUAUAUAUAUGUAGAUACACACACACAUGAUUUAGCUAUAAUAGGAGUUAAAAAAAAUCAAGUAAAAAAUGUUGUUAGUCAUGUUUUCCAGUUUGUGGAUUAUACAAUGUUGAAUUUAGAUGUUAAUAUCUUAACAAAUGCUAUUGGCUAUAUGCAUUACGUCAAACCAACUACCUUUGGGAGUGUCUAUAUAACUAAACUCUUGAAACUUUUCAAAUAUAUGAAGAGGUGGCGUCUACUGUGUAUGUUUCAUUGGAAAGCCAUUGAUCAUUAAGCAGGUGGGGCAUUUAAUUUCUCUCUCUCUCAAAUAGCAUUUUUUGGCUCUGCUCAAGUGGUCAUGGGUGGAGCACCAUUAUUCCUGAACUCUUGCAAUAUGGCUCUGAUUUUUCUGCACAAGUUUCCUCGCACAGUUGGGCCAAUGAUUUUUUUUUUUCAGGAUUCACUGCCUGGGGUAUCCCACUAUGUAUAUCUCACUUAUGAUGUAGUGGUGCUUGAAAACACUCAUCUCGUUAGCUGGACUUUAUUGUUCUAGUCUAAGGUUUUUGAUACUAUUCAUAUUAUGAUCUUUCUAGGGACAAUCAGUAAUAUUUGGGGCAAAGUACUGAUGGGUCCCUUGAGGUCUGCAAUAGCAUGUAUUUUCUUUGUUUUUCUGGGGGUGUUCUCGUAUAGCUGUCCCUGUUCUUCUAGAACAUUAAUUUAAAUUCAUCACCACGGGAUGCAGGGCUAGUAGCCCAUGUAAAAGUCUUCUGUAGUCUCCCUGGGGUGUGAGUUAUUGGGUUAUUCUAACAAGAGUUUUCCAAAGGGAUGCUCAAUUUUUAAUUUGACAUUGCUUUUUGAGAAUCCAGAAGCAGACAGUUGGAUAUGAUGAUGGUGAAGGCACAUGGGCUGUAAGAAGAAGGAAAUGGAUGAGGCAAAUGCCCCUUUCAGGGGAACAGUUAAUAUCUAUGUCAUCUCUGUUUAAAUAGCAGGAGAAGAGUGUAGCAGGUAUCUUACCCUGUGCUUCAGGAAAUUCCUGGUUGGAUUUUCCUGGCUGAGAGACAACUGAACUAUUAAAUAGAUCCUGUUUGGGAGGGGUGGAGAGGUGGCCUUGGGUCUGUAGCAACAGAGAGGCAGAUAUACCCAGAGAGUGAGAAAAUACUUGCAUAAAGGGAGAGGAAGUCCGUAAUGGACUUAGAGCUCCAAACAAAAUAUAUAGGAGCUAAAGGUCAGUUGUGGCAGAAACCAGCUAAAGAAAGAAACACAAAACAACUAGGGAUAACUUAGCCAAACACAGUCUGUCAUUCCAGCAUGGCUACCAAAUUCAAUUCAGGAUGUUUCAGUUGAAGACAUAUAGGGAAUGUGCUCAGCUGAUGAGAGGAUCCACGGAGGCCCCAUUGGGUUGUUAGCACACUAGACAAUUUCAGAGCCUCUAGAGCUCAUUGCUGAGUCAUUAGAGAUAAAUGCUAAUAACAUCCUCUUCACUGUGAAAUGCAGUGUCUGUGCCUGUGGAUGUAUCCUGACUUGAAUAGGUUAAUACCAUUGGGAAGACUUAUUCAAGAAUAUUUUGGUUUCUAUCCUGGUGGUUGUCAUUUAUUAUAUUUUUUUAUUCCACCACGUGUUCCUGUCUGUCUCACUUGACUGUUGCAGGUGAGGAAGCUGGUUUCAGCUUGGGGUGGUUACAAACUCCCAACAUAAGCCAUGCAGCUGCUGCUCAGGGUUCCUGCCAGUCUUUCGGCUCCACUGGUGGGUUCCCUGGCCCUCUUGAUAACUAAUACUCCAGUCAAAUGGCUAGAUGAAUGCUGCUCAGAGGCUGUUAACUCAAGUCCUUGACAUGUUUCAUUUACAAUUAUGUGGAUUAUUUAUUUUAGGAGCUUUUCUUUUAAAGGGCCAAAUAGCCCCACAGAUAAAUGAGCUGCUGGGCUGUGUAGAAAAUAUUGUCCAAAUGUUGCCAAAUAUUGACGUUGUAAAGAGGAUAUCAAGCUGCUGUUUAUAAAUCAGAAUGUCUUAAAAGCAUUCUUGCUUGCUCUCUGUUGUAGAUGGUGUCUUAGUAAGUCUUGAGUUUUUCCAAUGAACCCAAUUUUAAUAUAUGGUAUUUUUGUAUGCCAAACUGACGUCUUGUCCUUUGUAUAUGUGGUAAUGUUGAUUUUAUGACUACUGUUAAAACACAUUUGCUAUGAUUAAAAUUCAUAAAAUGAUUUCAAAUAGA